Messenger RNA from Frankliniella occidentalis (western flower thrips), 1274 nucleotides. Its product is annotated as circadian clock-controlled protein daywake-like. Lineage: Eukaryota; Metazoa; Arthropoda; Insecta; Thysanoptera; Thripidae. The record is from RefSeq and is a predicted model, not a curated record. The transcript has 6 exons. Bases 78 to 824 code for a protein of 248 amino acids.
UGCAACCCUUACAUGUAUACGGCGAGCAGCGGCCAGCACGCGCCCAGUACUGGACCCGCACCGGCACCAUCAGCACCAUGGCGAUCAGGACCAUCAUCGGCGUUCUCGUCCUCGUCGCGGCGGCCGCACAGGCCAAGAAGAUCCCCGAUUAUCUCCAGACAUGCAAAAGGAGCGACCCAAAGUACGACGACUGCCUCACGAAAGCCAUUGUGGCCGCCAAGCCCUACCUCAACAAGGGUAUCCCCAAGCUCCAUGUGCCGCCAUAUGAGCCGCUGGAGUUCCCUGCGCUCGACGUGGACCGCAACCUGGACAACAUCCAGGUGAAGGCUCACCUCACGAACAUCAAGAUCUACGGCGCGAGUGGCUUCAUCAUCGACAGCCUGAAAUCUGAUCUCAGUAAGCACGAAGUGACGGCCACCGUGACGAUUCCGAAAGUCUUUGUCGACAUGGACUACAAUGUCCAGGGUCGCCUCCUCGUCGUUCCCAUCGUUGGUUUCGGCCACUUUAAGGGCAACUUCACAAACUGCAAGGCUGUAAUCAAGGGCAAUGCCAAAAUAUUUAACAACAAAAAGAACGUCAAGCACCUUAAGCUGGAUAAGUUCCACGCCAAGCUCGCCGUCGGUGACACGGCCUUCGACAUCCAGAACAAGGACACCAGGAGCGCUGCCAUCGCGAACGCAGCCAACGCCUUCAUCGCCCAGAACAGGCGGCAGGUCAUCCAGAUAGUGCUCCCCAUCGUAGAAGAAACCAUGGAUGAGGUGGUGCGGCAGAUCGGAGACGACAUCCUCAGCACCAUGCCCUACCAUGAGAUCCUCCCUGAAUAGGUACGCGCAGUCGACUCCUCCAAGCACCAUCAACACAUAGUCCUUAAACUAUUAUGAUAUUUAUCUUUAAACAAAACAAGGUGUAUGUAUCGCUGUUACCGUUUAGAGGCCCGCUGCCCCAUUGAAAACUGUUUUCUAGGUUUUUCGUCCUUUAAGAUUGAAAACAACUACGAAAAUCUACAAAUAUUUUGGGCUGUAAGUGUGUAAAUUAAUUCCCCUGGAAUUAAUGGACGUGGAUCUUUUUUGUUAUAAUUGACAGCAGACAGAGUAUCAUAAGAAAGCGGCUUUAACAUUUGUACCUGUGAUUCGCGUCUCAACUUAUCAUCUUGCGUUACCAUGACACAUACUGUAUUAUCGAGGCAUUUAAAUGUUACCAUCAUCAUCAUGUUUACAUGUUUUCGUGUUUACGUUUAGUUACCAAAUAAAAAAAUAUGUUUGAAAUAGUGAAAA